Molecule: messenger RNA, 1341 nt
Organism: Lathyrus oleraceus (garden pea)
Lineage: Eukaryota; Viridiplantae; Streptophyta; Magnoliopsida; Fabales; Fabaceae
Source: RefSeq, a predicted model, not a curated record
AUGAAACAAAAGCAAAACAUUGAAGGUGUCUUGUGUAAACAAUCCAAUAAAGUUAAAGAGGACUAUCGAAUUCAUUUGACAAGUAUAAUUGAUUGCAUUCGAUAUUUAUUAGCACAAGGUUUAGCUUUUCGUGGUAAUGAUGAGUCAAUUUCAUCUAGAAAUAAGGGGAAUUUCGAUAUUGUUAAAGUUGCUGCAACGGUCACUACUCAAGUUAUACUGGAUGAUCUUGGAGAUGAUUUAUUUGCUAUUUUAAUUGAUGAAUCUCAUGAUAUCUCAGUGAAGGAGCAAAUGGUUGUCGUUAUACGUUAUGUAAAUAAUGAAGAAAAAGUUAUUGAGUGUUUUCUUGGUGUUGUUCAUGUUUCAAAUACUAGUGCUCUAACAUUGAAAUCGGGUUUGGAGUCAUUAUUUGCAAAAUAUGGAUUAAGUUUGUCAAGGAUACGUGGACAAGGCUAUGAUGGAGCAAUUGGAGCAUCAUGUAAGCGUCAAGAUAUUCUUCGUGAAAGUCAAACUACAAAGGUGAAACAAGCAUUGGAACAUGGAGAAAUCUCUAGUGGGCGUGGCUUGAAUCAAGAAAUGACAUUAAGAAGGGUGGGGUAAACAAGAUGGAGCUCACAUUAUGGUACAUUACUUAGUAUAGUUUCUUUAUUCUCUUCUAUCAUUGAUGUGCUAGAAAUGGUUGAGGAAGAUGGAACAGAUUUAGAUAAAAAAAGAGAUAUGGAUGACACUUUUCAACCGACACAAAAAAAGUCAAAGAGAAAAAUGGAGAAAGUAUCUAAUUUACACCAUUUUCAAGUUGGAUUGUUUUAUGAAGUGAUUGAUCGACAACUUCAAGAGUUGAACAAUCAUUUUCCAGAAGUGAAUACUGAGUUGCUCCUCUGUGUAGCUUGUUUAAGUCCAAGAGAUUCAUUUUCUGCAUUUGAUAAGGAGAGGUUGAUUCGUUUAGCUCAAUUUUAUCCUUCAGAGUUUUCUCAAGUUGAAUUAUUGACACUAGAUUGUCAGCUUGAAAACUAUUUCUUAGAUGUAUGCUCUGACAGUGAAUUUUCAGAAUUAGAGGGGAUUGAUGAUCUUUCUAUCAAGCUCGUAGAGACCAAAAAAUAUGUUGUGUAUCCGUUGGUAUAUUUGCUUUUAAAGUUAUCUCUGAUAUUACCGGUGGCAACUACAAUAGCUGAAAAAGCUUUCUCUGCUAUGAAUAUUAUCAAGAAUCGAAUGCGAAAUCGCAUGGGUGAUGAUUGGUUAAAUGAUUGCUAUACUUACAUUGAGAGAGAUAUUUUUGUUGAUGUUGAAAAUGAGAAAAUCAUUCAACAUUUUCAGAACAUGAAAAAUCGUAGAGAACAAUUAUAA